Messenger RNA from Neohortaea acidophila, 1386 nucleotides. Its product is annotated as nitrogen permease regulator of amino acid transport activity 3-domain-containing protein. The record is from RefSeq and is a predicted model, not a curated record. Gene Ontology annotation, biological process: negative regulation of TORC1 signaling; TORC1 signaling; positive regulation of autophagy. The transcript has 2 exons. Gene Ontology annotation, cellular component: GATOR1 complex. The annotation marks the transcript as partial. NCBI's taxonomy places the organism in Eukaryota, Fungi, Ascomycota, Dothideomycetes, Mycosphaerellales, Teratosphaeriaceae.
AUGGUCCAAAAUCGGAGCUUACCCCGACGGCACAGCCUUAUAGCUGUCGUGCUGGUUGCUCGCCUUCGACCUGGCCCAAGACUGAUCUUCCACUAUCCUCCCAGCCCUCAGAGACGUCCAAGGGAAGAUGACUGGCCCGAACAUAGCAAAUACGAUAGCGAACCGGACCCGGAUGCGGUGGACUUGCCUUCCAGUCUCACGCAAUCUGCUCGGGACGUGCAAGGAAUCUCUCCAACCGGAACAACGGAUGCCGACAACGAGGAAAACGCUACGGGAACUCUCUUGGGCUAUUCUGAGGACACGUUACAGAAAUUACUAGCUCCAGGCUGCUGGGCGGACAGGAAGAAGUUUGAAGUCUGCCUCAAUGGGCUUACAUUCGUAGGCCAUCCGGUCUGGGCCGCACAGGAUGGCAGCUGGUCGAGGAAGCAUGCACACGACGAUGCCGGCACGAAGCAGGAAUCCACACCCAAGACGCUAGGCACAUCUGCAGCCAGCGGAUCCGACACCUCCGUCCCGACUAGUCCAGAGCCCAUCUCAAUGUUCAAUGUCGUCUUCGUGCUGGACUCUGCUCGAUCAAAUGACAAUCAGCAAUUAGCAUCCGACCUUUACAAUCACGUCGCCCGGAAGCUGAGCAAGGCCCUCCACUAUUUUCAGAGGCAGAGUCAGUACGUAGGGUUGCAGACCACGACUCUCCUGCAUUUAACAGCAAAGGCGCGACAAGAUGGAGCAAGUCUCGCGAAGCUCAAUGUCCAGGCAGUUGAUCGUAGCGAACUCGCUUGGGUACUCAAGGAGCUUUACGAAAAGAUUUCCAUCGGCGAGAUAGCCGGCAUCAGGCUGAGCGGUAUGGAAAUGUCGCUUCAAAAACCGCAAGUCGCACCUCCUGAACGACAGGACGAGAGUGAGUUGGGGCCCCACUCCGGCCUCCUCCUCCUUCAAAACAAAGCAGCAUUGCUUCUGGAACUCACCCAUGCGGAUGCCUCGCCUCUCGUAAUGUUCAUCCAAGGCCACACGCCCACGAAGAGUAUGCAGAAGCAGUCGGCGAAACUCGGCAUCCCGCUCGACGAAGUUCUCGGCCUGGCUCGUCACCUCAUCAAGUGGCGAAAGGCGCGCGCCAUCAAGCCAUUGCAUCCUCGCAACACUUAUGUCAUCGGUCGUGAAGCCCCAUUCGAGCAACUACAGACUUACUACAUCGACGACUACAGCAAAAGAUUCCCGCUACUACCAUCACUGCCACAAAUCCUAAAGGUCCUCAACGGGAAGCCGAUCAAAUGGGGCGCACUCAUCAUGUCGAGCGAUCAUCGAACGCCGUAUAUGAGUAUUCUGGCGUAUCUGGUUCAGCAUCGCUUUGUAGAACAAUUGAAGACCUACGGCUGGCUGCAAGCUCCG